GAAUGCAGCAGCAGGCUGACUGGCUCUGUGAAGAUGGCGGACUGUAUACGUGUUCCUCUGCUCCUGCUUUUGAUGUGCAUCUUGUCGUCUGUGCAUCCAGUUCGCGGAGAUAACAAUGUAGUCGCCAGACUUCCUGGUAAUCCUGAUAACCAGCAAAAUCAACCCGGAGGUCCUGGGCCGGUUGCGGUGAUCCCGGGAGCCGCUGAAAGGAACCUGGGUGCUGGGGCCUCGCUUUCUCGGAGGCGCUCUGCCGGCUGGAAGUUGGCAGAGGAGGCUGUGUGCAAGGAGGACUUGGCCCGGCUUUGCCCCAGACAUUCCUGGAACAACAACCUGGCAGUGUUGGAGUGCCUCCAGGACAAGAAAGAGGAAACUGAGAUCGCUGCCGAAUGCAACCAUCUGCUGUGGAACUACAAACGGAACCUGACCACCGACCCAAAGUUUGAGUCUGUAGCUGUGGAGGUCUGCAAGACGACCAUCUCUGAGAUUAAAGAAUGUGCGGCCGAGGAGCCGGGGAAGGGCUACCUGGUGUCCUGCCUGGUGGAUCACCGCAGCAACAUCAGCGACUACCAGUGCAGCCAGUACAUUACCAAAAUGACCACCAUCGUCUUCAGUAACUACCGGCUGAUCUGCGGCUUCUUGGACAAGUGUCUGGACGACAUCAACGCUUUAGUCUGCGGCAGCAUCAGCACUAUAGAGAAGGACGUCCACUCCCAGGGGGAGGUCAUCGCCUGUCUGGAGAAAGGUUUGGUGCGGGAGGCCGAGGAGCAGCCAGGGGCACACGCCAUCAAAGACGAGUGUAAAAAGGCCAUCAUGAGAGUCGCUGAGCUCUCUUCGGAUGAUUUCCACCUGGACCGCUACCUCUACUUCUCCUGCCGUGACGACCGCGAACGCUUCUGUGAAAAUACUCUGGCCGGAGAGGGACGAGUUUACAAAUGUCUCUUCAAUCACAAGUUUGAGGAGGCGAUGUCCGAGAGGUGCCGCGAGGCGUUGACCACCAGGCAGAAGCUGAUCGCUCAGGACUACAAGGUGAGCUACUCGCUGGCCAAAGCCUGCAAGUCGGACCUGAGGAAGUACCGCUGCAGCGUGGACACCAACAUGCCCCGAGCCCGCGAAGCUCGUCUGUCCUACCUGCUUCUCUGCCUGGAGUCUGCUGUGCAUCGAGGUCGCGUGGUCAGCGGCGAGUGCCAGGGCGAGAUGAUGGACUACAGGCGGAUGCUGAUGGAGGAUUUCUCACUGAGUCCUGAAAUCGUGCUGCACUGUCGCAGCGAGAUCGAGGGCCACUGCUCCGGUCUGCACCGCAAGGGACGAACGCUGCACUGCCUGAUGAGGGUCGGCCGAGGGGACAUGGGAGCGAUCGACCCCAACUGUCAGAGGGCGCUCCAGACUCUGAUCCAGGAAGCCGAUCCUGGAGCCGACUACCGUAUCGACCGAGCGCUGAACGAGGCCUGUGAGUCCGUCAUCCAGACCGCCUGCAAACACAUCCGCAACGGAGACCCCAUGAUCCUGUCAUGUCUGAUGGAGCAUCUGUACACUGAGAAGAUGGUGGAGGACUGUGAACACAGGCUGCUGGAGCUGCAGUACUUCAUCGCCAGAGACUGGAAGUUGGAUCCCAUCCUGUAUAAGAAAUGUCAGGGUGAUGCCGCUCGGCUCUGUCACACUCACGGCUGGAACGAGACCAGCGAGAUGAUGCCGGCCGGUGCCAUCUUCUCGUGCCUGUACCGCCACGCUUACCGCUCCGUGGAGCAAGGACGCAGGCUCCCCGAUGGGGCAACUGAAGCAGAGCGCCAUGGUUUCGCUCUCUCCAGGGACUGUAAGGUGGAGGUGCAGAGGAUUCUCCACCAGAGGGCACUGGACGUGAAGCUGGACCCUGAGCUGCAGACACGCUGUAUGACCGACCUCGGGAAGUGGUGCAGCGAGAAGACGGAGGCCGGACAGGAGCUGGAGUGUCUGCAGGACCACCUGGAGGACCUGGUGUUGGUCUGCAGAGAAGUCGUGGGAAACCUGACCGAGCUGGAGUCAGAGGAUAUUCAGAUCGAGGCGCUGCUUAUGAGAGCGUGUGAACCCGUCAUCCAGGCCCACUGCCACGAGGUAGCUGAUAAUCAGAUAGACACUGGGGAUCUGAUGGAGUGCUUGGUUCAGAACAAACACCAGAAGGAGAUGAAUGAGAAGUGUGCGGUGGGGGUGACACACUUCCAGCUGAUUCAGAUCAAAGAUUUCCGUUUCUCCUACAAGUUCAAGACGGCCUGUAAGGAAGACGUCCUCAAACUGUGUCCCAACAUCAAGAAGAAGGUGGACGUAGUGAUCUGCCUCAGCACCACGGUGAGGAAUGACACGCUGCAGGAGGCCAAGGAGCAGCGAGUCUCCGUCAAAUGUCGUAAACAGCUGCGGGUGGAAGAGGUGGAGAUGUCGGAGGACAUCCGUCUGGACCCGGAGCUGUACGACUCCUGUAAGCAGGACAUCGCCAGAUUAUGUCAGAACGUGGCCUACGGCAACGCACAGGUUAUCGAGUGUCUGAAGGAGAACAAGCGUCAGUUGACUUCGCGUUGCCACCAGAGGAUCUUCAAGCUGCAGGAGGUGGAGAUGGUUGAUCCUGAACUGGACUACCAGCUGAUGAGAGUCUGCAAGCACAUGAUCAGGCGGUUCUGUACAGAGUCGGAGGGGAAGAACGUUCUUCAGUGUCUGAAACAGAACAAGAACAGCGAGCUGAUGGAUCCCAAAUGCAAACAGAUGAUCACUAAGAGACAGAUCACUCAGAACACAGACUACAGGCUGAACCCGGUGCUGAGGAAAGCCUGUAAAGCCGACAUCCCAAAGUUCUGUCAGUCCAUCCUGAACAAGGCGACAGCAGACAGCGAGCUGGAGGGUCAGGUCAUCUCCUGCCUCAAACUCAAAUACGCCGACCAGCGUUUAUCGUCAGACUGUGAGGAUCAGAUCCGGGUCAUCCUGCAGGAGUCGGCGCUGGACUACAGACUGGACCCUCAGCUGCAGAUCCACUGCACACAGGAGAUCUCGAGGCUGUGUCCGGAGGAGGCAGCAGCACAGGAGCAGACAGGGCAGGUGGAGGAGUGUCUGAAGGUCAACCUGCUGAAGAUCAAACAGGAAGGAUGUAAGAAGGAGGUGUUGAACAUGCUGAAGGAAAGUAAGGCGGACAUCUUUGUCGACCCUGUCCUUCACACAGCGUGCGCUCUGGACAUCAAACACCACUGUGCUGCCAUCCCACCUGGCAGGGGGCGCCAGAUGUCGUGUCUUAUGGAGGCGCUGCAGGACAAACGUGUUCGUCUGCAGCCGGAGUGCAAGAAGAGACUCCAGGAUCGCAUUGAGAUGUGGAGCUACGCUGCCAAGGUGGCUCCCGCUGAGGGUUUCUCCGACCUGGCCAUGCAGGUGAUGACAUCACCGUCCAAGAACUACAUCCUGACUGUGAUUGGUGCAGGUGUGGCGCUGCUCUUCCUGGUGGGGCUGUUCUGCGGCCGGUUCACCAAACGCGUGACUCAGGAGCUGAAGGACAGGUAGACCACGCUCACUCUGGGGUCAGGACACGUCCACAGGAGAAACGACCACCGCUGAAACAGACCUCCCUCCCCCCCCCGACAACCGCAAGAACUCCACCUGCCUUUCCACUUUGCCGUUUCAGUCCUUCUCGCCGCGCUUCAUCCAUCAUCACUCCUCGCUUCUUCUUGCUUCCUCUUGAGUGACAUUACUCACAGUCCCGCAGCUGAAAGUGGGCCUGAUCAGUGACUCACCUGUGCUGUUUUGACAUGAGCCCCGCCCACUCUUCAAGAGGCCACGCCCACCGCCACCUCUUCUUCAGAUUUUUUUUUUCUUCUGAUUCUUCUUCUCUCUCUGAGCCGGGUCCUCCCGCAGUUUUACCUGCGCUCACCUGAUGUAGAUGCAGUAUUACUCCGCUUUUCUUUUUUUCCCUCCCCCCGUUGCUGUGGUGGUGGGUGGGGUGUCUGAGGAGAGGGGGAGGGGGAGUGGGGGGUUGUAAGGAUACGGGGUCAAAGAUCAAAAUUUAGGGACAAGGGAGGUGAAUGAAAUCAUAGUGUAAAUGUGUAGAAAGUGGGAAGUGGGAUGGGGAAAUGCUCGUGUAUAGAGCAGUUUAAUGACUCCAGUAUUUUAAUGACUACAGUGUGUGUGUGUGUGAGUGUGUAUGUGUGAGUGUGUGUGUGUGUGUGUGUUUGUUUGAUCUAAACUGUCUUUCUACCACCUUAUUCUUCUAGUUUGUGUCCUGCUUAAAGGGUUUUUUGGGAUUUUUUUUUUUUUUUUUUGCUUAUGUGUAUUAGUUAGGUUUAUCGCCGUGGGACUGCCAGACGGGCGGUGCCAACCAGCCAGCCCUUCACCGAGCCACAGAUGAGAUAAAGAAAGGAGGGGAUAACGCAUCACAAACACUCCCAGCCGGCUCGCUCAGAGCUCUUCCUAAAAGCGGGAAUUAUUAGUGGUUAAUUUUAUUUUUGACUUUUGAAACAGCAGACCUGGUGACCUCAGCUCUCCUUUAAUGCAGUCCGAUUUUUUUUUUUUCUCAGUCCAACCUGUGCCAUAAAUGCACCAUAUCCACCUGCUGCUCCCAGUUUAGCCGAUGUCACCGUUCCAGCAGCCGGUUGGGACGUUUGUUUGUUUUCCAUUGUGCCACAGAAGCAGUGGUGAUCCCGUUCUGAACCUGAACUGGGUGGAGCAGACGUACUGGGCAAACUGGCUUGUCCCUCUCUCUCUCUCUCUCUGGCUUUCCUUUUUUCCCCCCAGUCAUGAACUUGCAGAGUGGCCGUCGGUCUCACGCUGGUUGGUACGGAAAAGCUGAGAGCAAUGCAGGAAAAAAACAGAAUAAAGAAAUAAAAAGAAAGGUUCUAGAUUAUUAUAGAGAUGUGAACAUUUUUGUGUAAAGAUGAUACUGGAAUCAUUGCACAUUUUUCGUUCUUUUUUUUUUUUAUAUCUAUAAAUAUAUAUAUAUUGUUUUGUCAUAGCCUUAUUUAUUUGUUUACUAAUGGACAAAGUUUUUUUUUUUUUUUUCUAUGAUUUGAAUGUUCUCUGGUUGCCUUUUCUCCAGCGAGCGAGCGUCCCUCCUUCCUGCAGGGGGGGAGGAGGAGGGGAUGCAGGCGGUGAAGGUUCGGCGUCCUCCGGGCUUCAGCCUGCUUCAGCCUGCUUCAGCAGCUGGCUGAUUUUUCAUGCAGGGCAGUGAACGCCUCUCUGGUAGGCAGAGUGGGUUCGGUUUCUGCAGCACGUUAGAAACUGAAUUGGACUGAAUUGAGUCCGGAAAGCUUUGUUGAUGUGAGACGAGCUGUGCGAUGGUGACAGGAAAAGAUCGAUCGUGUAGUUUCUGAGUCGGUACAUCGACAUCUUUAAUGUGAUGAUGCUUUGGGGAUGACCACUGCUUUCAUAUGCUACUAAAACUGAUCAGUUCUGUGGAUGUAAAGAUCUAACAGGAAAUAAAACGGUUUUUAUCGAACUUUAACGAACAUAAGGUUUUAUUUUUCGUGCUUUCACGCCCGUCCUGUUCGGUUCGGUUCGGUUCGUCAGGGCUGGUGUGAAAGCUGGAAACUGAAAUCUGGUGUGUGUGUGUGUGUGUGUGUGUGUGUGACCGGGCUGAGACGAACUACAGGACAGUAUGACUUUAGAUCUGUGACUUUAGCAUUAAAGCUAAAUGAUCAAACUGGUCUGAUGAUCAGUUGGUGAUCAGUUGGUGAUCACCUGGUCUGUGCAGGUUACUGCUGGAGGUUUCCGGUUUUAUCGUCCGUCACAGAGUCGCGAGCUUUUUUUUUUUUUUUUUUUUUGGUCUCACUGCGUCUGAGCGACUUCGCGAAUCUCUCCUCUCCCAGGUGAAGCCGAUCUCGUGUACAUGAUGUGUAGUAUACUGAUACCGAGUGCUGACAGGCUGUUAACGUCCGUACCGUACCGUACCGUGAAGCCUGUACCGAUCGUUGUUUUCUACCUGUUGAAGCUCGGGUGUGCUGAGCGCUGCCCUCCCUGCUGAACAUGAGACGUUCGGAUUCGUUGAACUGCCUUCGCUUUUUUUUCUUCCCCCCCAUCAUCUGACUUCAGUUUUAUCAGAGUGUGCCUACUCACCGUCCCGCUGAGGGACCCUGCUGUACAGAACAUCCCAGAACCCCCUGCAGCACCCAGCCGAGGAGCACGUGGGCAUGAGUGUGUCUGAGUGUGUGUGUCAUGGAUAACAGGUGUGCGUGUGUGUGUGUUGCCCACAGGUUUCACACCGUGAGUGCGUGCAGGAUGCUGAGUGAUCUUCGGUCGGUUCCUCGCAGUGUUCUCGUUGUCCGAAGCGAUGAUGACUAGAACGUUUGACUUUAAGUUUGUGAUGAUAAAACCUCUUUGUAAACGAUGUUUUGUGUCUGAAUCCAUGGUUCUCCUGGUCAUCUGAUUAAUUUUUUUUUCCUGUCCACUUUUCCUUUUGGUUUCUUUCUGUUGUUCUGUACAGAUGAAAAUUGGACGGUUUGUUAAUAAUAAUAAAGUCUGCAAGGUUUCUA
Molecule: messenger RNA, 6470 nt
Organism: Toxotes jaculatrix (banded archerfish)
Lineage: Eukaryota; Metazoa; Chordata; Actinopteri; Toxotidae
Gene: glg1a
Product: golgi glycoprotein 1a
Exons: 26
Coding region: 34-3510 (1158 amino acids)
Cellular component (GO): Golgi membrane
Molecular function (GO): fibroblast growth factor binding
Source: RefSeq, a predicted model, not a curated record